Molecule: messenger RNA, 757 nt
Organism: Ostrinia furnacalis (Asian corn borer)
Lineage: Eukaryota; Metazoa; Arthropoda; Insecta; Lepidoptera; Crambidae
Gene: ccdc25
Product: coiled-coil domain containing 25 protein
Exons: 4
Coding region: 93-716 (207 amino acids)
Source: RefSeq, a predicted model, not a curated record
GUCAUUACUGGUAAAUGAAAUGUAAAUACAUAUCGGUAAAAUUUGGUGAAACCUUAACUUUCCUAAAUAAAGUAACGUGAAUCGUAUUCAGAAUGGUCUUUUAUUUUACCAGCAGUGUGGUUUCACCAUCUGUAAUUUUAUUUAUGGGUGCAGAUAAACACGAAAAUGAAGAUCUCAUUAAGUGGGGCUGGCCAGAAGAUGUAUGGUUCCAUGUCGAUAAAGUAUCUUCCGCCCAUGUUUACCUUCGCUUAGCACCUGGUCAAACAAUUGAUGAUAUACCAAACUCGGUUCUGGAUGAUGCGUGCCAGUUGGUAAAGGCUAAUUCAAUUUUGGGUAACAAAAUGAAUGAUAUUGACAUUGUUUACACCAUGUGGUCAAACCUUAAGAAAACCCCCUCAAUGGAGGUUGGACAAGUAGCAUUUCACAAAGAUAAAGAUGUGAGGAAAGUCAGAGUGGCUAAAAGAAAUAAUGAGAUAGUUAAUAGACUUAAUAAGACUAAAAAGGAAGCAUUCCCAGAUUUAAGGCAAGAGAGAGAAAAUAGAGACAGGGAAGAAAGAGAAGACAAGAAAAAGGUAAUGAGAGAGAAGAAAGAAAAAGAAAAGGAAGAAGAGAAAAGAAAGAAAGAAGAAGCAGAGCUUAGAAGUUAUUCUACUUUGAUGAAAUCUGAAAAUAUGACUACUAAUUAUGAUGGCAAUGAUUCUGAUGAUUUUAUGUAAAAACCAAUCCAAUACCUAAUAUAAAACAUUUCUGUUCCCUA